Messenger RNA from Osmia bicornis bicornis, 1785 nucleotides. RefSeq lists its product as uncharacterized. The transcript is spliced from 4 exons. Lineage: Eukaryota; Metazoa; Arthropoda; Insecta; Hymenoptera; Megachilidae. Bases 1 to 1785 code for a protein of 594 amino acids. The record is from RefSeq and is a predicted model, not a curated record.
AUGGCUAAUUCUAUGGCCUUGUUAACACAGCGUAAUUGUAUUCAAUUCGCUACCGCGCCGAUACCCACUUUCGAUGGCGAGAAUCCAGCUUUGUCGGUUUUCGCUCAGAGUGUAGAAAACGGGCUCGCGUUAAUACCAGAUACGUCGGAAACAGAGUAUCUGAGUAUCGUGUUGACUAAACUCACCGGUCCGGCGCGGAUUAGUAUCCAAGAUAAACAAUUCAACAAUGUAACUCAAUUGUUACAACAUUUGAAAAAACGAUACGCUCCUGGGAAGAACUUGGCGUAUUUCCAAGCUGAGGUUUCGCGCCUUAAAAUCCGUGAGGACGAAUCACUAAGGAAGUACAUCGACAGAGCCAGCAAACUUGCCCAUGGAUCUCGUAUCGCGAUCCGCGAGAGGUACACGACCAACGUGGAUCAGCUCAUCAAGGAGAUGGAAAUGGACAUCUUGGAGAAUUUCCUUGAGGGUUUACCGGAGCGUGUGGCCUGGAGAAUCGCCGCUCUGGACAAAAAGAUUAAAACUUUAGAAGAGGCGUACGAAGCUGUGUUACAAAUUGAACGUCGCCUCAAGAACCGACGACAGAUUCAGGAGAAGGCAUCACCUAGUCGUCGUAGAGAAGAGGAUUUUCUCAGCUGGAGACGUCCUCGAGAGAAGGAACACAGGCGUGUGUACCCUCAGUCACCGUCACCCUAUCGGCAAAGACCAAGGGAUCGCAGCACAUCUGGUUCCGAACCGGAGUUCGAAGAACGAGCUUCACGUGCAACGGCGUUGACUUUACGUAAGCAUGAUUAUUCACGCUCUCCAAACCACUCACCGGAGGCGCCAAAAUAUGACGAGCCGUUCAACACCAAACACGAUGUUUACGACUUUUAUUGCGCAAACUGCAGUACGGAAGGGGCUGAAAUUUCCUAUUACCAUAAAACCUUGGUAACUCGUAACCAACCUAUUAAACCUAUAUUCUUCAGUAACGCUGAGGAGAUGGAACUGCAUCCAGUAUUGCCAAUUAAACAUAGAUUGCCAGGACGCACAGCUCUCCAAAUUGCAGUUCCAGUCGCAAAUCCGGAGGUUAUGGAAGGGUACCUAGCACGAAUCAAGACUCCUGAACAGGUCUACAUUGGAGAAGCAGCAGUCUGCAAUCAUGAUGGAAUUUGCUAUGUCCUAGCCACAAACACCGGAGAAGACGAAAUCGAAAUCGACAUUGAACCACAACGCAUACAUCCGUAUGAGAUUUUUGACUCAUCAGAUGACGAUCCUAUUCCUUCGUAUCUAGCAAAGGAAACAAAGGAAGACAGAACUACACGUAUCCAAGAUCUUUUAAGGACCGAUCAUCUAAACUCUGAAGAACGACAACAUGUGUUCAAAAUUGUCAGGGAAUUUUCUGAUAGAUUUUUCCUACCUGGAGAUAACCUGGGCAAGGUUCCAAAUUUUCAUCACUCUAUUUACACAACAGACGACAUUCCGAUUAAUACUAGACAGUAUCGGUACCCACCAGUACAUCAGGAGGAGAUACAACGACAGGUUGGAGCUCUGCUAUCGCAGGGUAUUAUUAGACCAUCCACCUCACCAUACAAUUCUCCUUUAUGGAUUGUACCGAAGAAACCGGACGCCGAUGGUAACAAACGUUGGCGAAUGAUUGAAAUGAACCCAAAGGACAGACAGAAGACCGCGUUUACAACCCCACAUGGACAUUUCGAGUUUGUGCGUAUGCCUUUUGGUUUGAAGAACGCACCACCGACAUUCCAACGCGUCAUGAACCGGGGAAUAUGGACUUACUCUACAGACUAA